AUGAAAUUUGGUAAAACAUAUUUAUCGCAUCAAAUUCCAGAAUGGACAAUUUAUUAUAUGAAUUACAAACAAUUGAAAAAAAUUAUCAAAUCAAUUGACUCAGAAGAUAUAGAUGCAAAACCUACUCAAAAUGGAGAAGCCAAUGAAUUAGAUUAUCCUGAAAUUAUUUCACAAAUUUUGAGUUCAUUUUUUUUUGAAUUAGAUCGCGAUAUUGAAAAAGUUGAUUCUUUUUAUAAUGCUAAAUUUAAAGAGUAUGAAAGACGGUUGAACAAAAUUAAAGAGAUUCUAAAUUUUCAAGAAAAUAACAACAAUGUAAAUUUAUCGUUAGAUACUUUGAAUGAGGUUGAGAUUGAAGAAAUUAUCAACAUCCUUAUGGAAUUAAAACAUUUAUUUCGUAAUUUGAAAUGGUUUGGAGAAUUAAAUCACAAAGGUUUUAUAAAAAUUUUGAAGAAAUUGGAUAAAAAAUUAAUUAAUAUUAUCAAAUAUUCCAAAGAUGAUUUCAAAACUCCUCCACCUGAAGAAAUUUCAAUUAAUAAUAAGGAAGCAUAUUUAAAUACCAGAAUUGAUGCUUUGCCAUUUGCAAAUGGAUCAGAAAUUUCAACUUCAUUAGAUUUGAUCCAUAAUUUUUUAUCACAAUUGGGACAAUUGAAUAACAACAUCAAGUUGGAAAAUUUAAAAAUUGGUGGUGAUGUAAAUAAUGACAAUGUUAAUUUAAUGAUUAAAGAUGAUAAAGUAAAUGAUUUGAAACAACAUCUCCAAAACAAAUCAAAUAAAUAUAUAAUUUCCCUACUCAAUAAAGCUACAAUUUUAAACCUGAUUGGGUGUAUUGAUGAGAUUUGGUCUCAAUUAGCAAAUUUAUACGAUUCAAGUGAUAUAAAUGGUAGAAACUUUUUCCAUCAACAUAUUAUAAGUUUAGGUAAAGAACAGUUCAUAAAAGAAGAAACAUUAACCCCUGGCGAAACUUCAAAUUGGUUGAUCGGAUCUUCAAAUGGUCCAGAUAAUAAUCAUAUUAUAAAUUUUCAAGGAUUAACUUAUAUAUUAAAGUCAAAGGAGUUUGAUUUUGAUUUGGCUUUAUUAAUUUCCAAAGAUCAUUAUAAUAGAACUCCAUUGCAUUAUGCUGCUCAGUAUGGAUUGAGUCAUAUUACGCAAAUAGUAUUGGACUUUUUAUCAAAAUACAAUUUAAUUAAUAAGGAAAUAUCAAUUGACGAUAUUAACGUUUGGGGUGAUCAAGAAAAUUUAACUCCUUUACAUUUAUCAAUAAUUGGUAAACAUCCUAAAACAACAGAGAUUUUAUUGAAAUUCAAUCAUGGUCUCAAAUUAAAAUGUCCUAGUUUAUUAUUAUUAGCAGUUCGAUUAAAUUCACCACAAAUUUUAAAUAGUUUAAUCAAUGAUGGAAAUAUAGAUAUAAAUUAUACUGAUAACGAACAUAGAAAUGAAACUGCUUUAUACAUUGCUACAAAGUUAAAUUUAUAUGGAGUUGUUGAAUUUUUGCUUGAAUUAAAUGCAAAUACUGAAAUUGGAGAAUCAAUAUUUGGAUGGACACCAAUUUUUAUAGCUUCAUGUGAAGGAUUUUUAUCCAUAGUCAAACUUUUAAUUGAGUUUAAUGUUAAUUAUGAGAUUGUUGAUGAUUCUGGUUGGUUACCUAUGGAGCAUGCAUGUUUAAGAGGACAUUUCGAAGUUGCAGAUUUAUUAAUUCCUAGAAAUAAAGAUAUGUUAUUAUAUGAUUGUUAUAAUCAAGAGAAUAACAUCAAACGAUUAGUUUCUGAAUCUGCUUCUCCAGUGUUAAUGGCUAAUGAUGAUUCAAUAGUUUCGAAUUCAAGUAUUGAUAAAUUACCAAAAAAUCAUCAAGUCACAAUAAAUGAAUUCUACAAACAAUUGAAGAAUAAUUCGCAAAAUAAUGUAACUAAUUCAAGAUCAUCAUCACCUAAAAGGAAAAAGAAGUAUAAACCAAUCAAAUCAUUCGGACAUAGAUAUCUUAAUGAAAAUGAAUCAUUAAUUUUAAUAACUUUGGGUACUACCGAUUUAAGAGAUGAAAGUUUACCAAUUGAAUUGAAUAAAAUCUCACUUGCAAAAUCAUUUGAAACUGAAUUAGAUACAGCUUUAUCUUUAUCGAUUUGUUGUCGUCAUAAAUUAACGAAUUUGCCAAUUGAACCACCAACAAUUGUUGAUUUGCCAUUGGAAGAUUAUCAUGGGAGUGCAACUGAUCCAAUUACAUUUAAAUUGAUGAAUAAUUUGAGUAUCGAUGAUAUUAUAAUUACAUUUGAUUUAAUUCCUACUUAUCAAGUAAAUAAGAAAAUUUUAGGUAGAUCAAUUGCAAUUUUAAAAGACUGCUAUACAAAAGUAGGUCCCAAUUUAAGAUCAUUAAAUAAUAAUAUUACCGUACCUAUAAUUGAUUCAAAUAAUUUACAGGUGUUAGGUCUAAUUCGUUUUGAAUACUUACAAGUUUUACCUUUUAAGCAUAAAGAAAUGAAUAUUACAAGAUCAGACACAUAUUGGAAACAAUUAGUUUCAACAAGAGUUAUUGGUCAUCGUGGUUUAGGUAAAAAUGAAAGUGAUCGUAAAUCAUUACAAUUGGGUGAAAAUACUGUUGAAUCUUUCAUUGCAGCUGCUUCUUUAGGUGCCUCGUAUGUUGAAUUUGAUGUUCAAUUAACUAAAGAUUUUGUCCCUGUUGUUUAUCAUGAUUUUACAGUUGCUGAACUGGGAGUGGAUAUUCCAAUGAAUUUGUUAACAUUGGAGCAAUUUUUGGGUUUGAAUAAAACAAGAAAAAAAAUGACAAAACCAUUAGACGAUGAAAUUUUAAUCAGAUCCAAACCAAGGGCAAAACUGUCUUAUAAUUUAUCUCCCAAUAUGGAAAAGAAUGAUUACAUUUUUGACCAAAUUGACAAAGAAUUUGAGAAUCAAAUUAACGAAAGAAUGAAAUUGACUAAAACUUGGAAGAGUAAAGGGUACAAAGGAAAUAGUCGAGGUUCUUCCGUUGCGUCAAAUUUUGUAACCCUUAAAGAAUUAUUUGAUAAAAUUCCAGAACAUGUAGGUUUUAAUAUUGAAUUAAAAUAUCCUAUGCUUGAUGAAGCAGAACAGGAAAGUAUGGGAGAAAUAGCAAUUGAUUUAAAUUUAUACCUUGAUACAAUUUUGAAGGUUAUUUACGAUGAAAAUAAUAAAUCAACAAAUCGACACAUUGUAUUUUCAAGUUUUCAUCCUGAUGUUUGUUUAUUGCUAUCUUUGAAACAACCGACUAUGCCAAUCUUAUUUCUUACCGAAGCUGGAACUACUCCAAUGGCAGACAUAAGAGCAAGCUCAUUACAAAAUGCAAUUCGAUUUGCUAAAAAAUGGAAUUUAUUAGGUAUUGUAUCUGCUGCUCAAACAUUGGUUAAAUGCCCAAGAUUGACUCAAGUUGUUAAAAGUUCAGGGUUGGUUUGUGUUACUUAUGGAGUUGAAAAUAAUGAGCCUGAAUUGGCCAAGAUUCAAAUGAGAGCUGGAGUUGAUGCUGUGAUUGUUGAUAGCGUUUUAGCUGUUAGAGAAGGUUUAAGAGAACAUAAUGAUAAGAGAAAAGAAUAUGAGGAUUCAAAUAGUGAUUAG
This is a messenger RNA of Insectozyma verbasci, 3576 nucleotides long. NCBI's taxonomy places the organism in Eukaryota, Fungi, Ascomycota, Pichiomycetes, Serinales, Debaryomycetaceae. The record is from the annotation of a GenBank genome assembly.